Hyposmocoma kahamanoa is the source of this 981-nucleotide messenger RNA. RefSeq lists its product as uncharacterized. The transcript is spliced from 3 exons. The record is from RefSeq and is a predicted model, not a curated record. The coding region runs from base 85 to 981 and encodes 298 amino acids. Lineage: Eukaryota; Metazoa; Arthropoda; Insecta; Lepidoptera; Cosmopterigidae.
CAGCCCUAGCCUUACCAUUGAACAGUAGAGCUUAAUCAAUAUGGCGUAAUCAAGUUAUAUAAGUUACAGAGCCGCUAAGCGGUAAUGUCGCCAUUACUGUGUUCCGGUUUUGAAGGGUUACAAGUGGUACUGCUAACGCUGUUGGAAAACAUCCUGUAUCUACCGAUAACAUACGCGAAAUUGAAACCAAUGUUUUCGUUUCGAAUUGGUUUCCUGUUCCUUCUAUUUCAAACAGUGUAUCUGAACAAGACAACGAUAAUCGUGGAUGCACCGAGUGAUGGAAAAUGGUCGGCGAGCAAAGCGAAAGGGUGCGGCGACACAGAGUUCGAUGGACCCAUUGUCUUUGUUGGCAAUUUUACUACAUACGGACUUACGUUACACGAUUUCCACGAAAAGUCACGGGUCACGGUACAUUUGAAUGACAGUGUUAGUUUUUACAAAUUAAAAAAUGUAAGAACUCCGCUGAAAAGUUUUGAAUUAAACUAUGACAAUUUUCUCAUGAACAACUCGUUCAUUUGGAGUAGUUAUCGAGAAUACAGGAAUACAUUUCAAAGAGGAUUAGAUUUAAAUAACAAAGAAACUACCGUGAACGUAGAAGGCGAGGCAGUGUACAUUAUUAUAAUACAGACGUUGACAUUAAAACGGGACGGUAGUAUGAAAUUUCUCAAUUACGUUCUUGCGUCAUCAGAUCAAUUGACUGAAAAUACAACGGAAUCAUCGGAAAGUGACACUGGAUCAUCGGAAAGUGACACUGUAUCAUCGGAAAACGAAAACGAUACUUCCGAAUACGAAACUGAAUCAUCCGAAAACGAAACGUCAUCGGAAUAUGAAACUGAAUCAUCCAGAAAUGAAACUGAAUCGUUAAAUUAUUUUCGAUUUUUUAAUUUCCCGGAAAGUUUUAGACAACAAUUUAUGACGCAAUAUGACAAUGAUUGUGCAGAAGUGUAUGUUCAAGUUACGUCUAUAGAUAUAAACAUUUAA